Messenger RNA from Bipolaris zeicola 26-R-13, 903 nucleotides. RefSeq lists its product as uncharacterized. The record is from RefSeq and is a predicted model, not a curated record. NCBI's taxonomy places the organism in Eukaryota, Fungi, Ascomycota, Dothideomycetes, Pleosporales, Pleosporaceae. Bases 1 to 903 code for a protein of 300 amino acids. The transcript has 2 exons.
AUGGGAGAAGGGCUCAAGAAACAAGACACGGGCUCGAAACGCUUGACCUGGCAGCCCCGACGGUCUUUGUGGAAUGGAGCGGUCGCGCGAGCACGGAGACAGCUUUUGGCACCGGUGCUGGCCAGCGUACGAAGUGAAACGUUAGUGAGACGGGACCGUGCGCCUAUCAGCAAAUCGGAUAGGCCCGAGCUGGCGCUGCUGCAGCCAUGGGGCGUGUCCAGCGCAUUGCCUCUGGCAGAUGUUGCAGGCCAGACGGCAAUUGUCGCUGGAAAUCAGUUUGCCCGGGCGAGACGACGGGCGUGCCGGGUGUGGUGGUGGAUGAUGGAUGUGGCGGCGGCAGCGGCAGCAGUGGAGGAGGAGGAGGAGGAGGAGGAGGAGGUGAUGAAGACAAAGGUUGGGGGUGGCGGGCAGGCGCUUGCAGAGAGGAGGAGCCCUGCGUCUACUACUACCACUACUACAUACUUACUCCGACACAGGCAGCACAUGAUAGCAAGCUGCUACCACGACUACGACUACGACUACCGCUACUUACCACCAGUGGUAGCAGGGCGGAGCCGGUGGCCCGCGACAGCCAGGCAUACUCAGUGGUCAGGCAGAAAGGCAGACACGGGCAGAAAGGCCGGGAGCCGAGCAGCGAAGCGAAGAGCGGUGGAUGCGGUGUGGUCGGGAGAAGCCUCUGUCUGGGGUGUGGGUGGGCUGAGUGCCGAUCCCGUGACUGGCGCACGUGCCCCUGCUGCCCUGCACCUGCACCUGGGGCCACAGCCGCACCCGUCCCACACAAUGUCAACUCGUAUCCUCGGGGCCGAACCAUCAGGUACCACUACUUACUCGACAUACCUACUUACUUACUGCACUCACUCUGACUUGCAGCCGUUGGCCGUGGCGCUGCUGACGGGCGCGUAG